Molecule: messenger RNA, 1062 nt
Organism: Salvia hispanica
Lineage: Eukaryota; Viridiplantae; Streptophyta; Magnoliopsida; Lamiales; Lamiaceae
Source: RefSeq, a predicted model, not a curated record
AGUCUCAUCCUGUUCUCUCCCAGCUCAUAUUUCUCUCUUAUUCUCGCUUCUCCGGCGAUCAAACCAUAACCACCGCCGUCCGCCACCAAUUACUUGCGUUAUCAUCUUCAAAUAUCUUGUCCCUUACCCGGCGAAAAUUUCGCAGCUGUCCCUCUCCACCUGGCCUCCGACUGCGUGUGUGUGUGCCUCCGCCGUCUACAGUAGCAGCAAUGCUUCCUUACUCUUCUCCAACCUCAUUUGGAGAUCAUUCUCUUCUCGGCCAAACAAAACUACAAGUGCAGAAACGAGAGGUGCUUGUGAGUUUCUCAAUCAUAUUUGAUGAAUCUCCAUGAACACUAUGAUAUGUCUACAAAGACAAAAUUCGGAGAGGAUAUAUGUGGGAUCAAGGAUGAGUCGUUCAUCAUUGAUUUUGAUCUGGACUAUGGAAAAUUGUCUGUUUCUCCACAACCUUAUCAGUCCUCUUCCGUGGCAGCUGAUGUAUCAACUUUGAUCAUGGUUGGAUCAGAAGUUUCAGGUUCUGAUCUUCUUUCAGCUUUUGAUUCUAUCUGUGUAGCACCAGAGAACAAUGCUGAUACUUUUGAUUCAGUCGGCCAAGCUUACAUGCCUAUACAAUGCACAGCCGAUGGAAAUGAUACCAGUGACCUUGGUUCUUCUGACUUAGCUGUUGUUGCUGAGCCAUCUAUACAAACCUGCACACAGAGUCAUUCUUUAAUUGUAUAUACAUCCUCUCGUAGGAGGAGUGCGCACAAUACUAAAUCAAGUCAGAUGAACGAGCUCCCAAAUUCAUCAAAAUGUAGAACACCACUCAACCAAAGCUCAGACUUUGAUAUAAGUUUCUUGCCAAUAAUAAGAAGAAGUAGAAGUUUAUCUGUCAACCGGGCUCGAUCUUCUGUUUGGGGAGAUCUUGGUACCAUCUUACCAGAUAUUGAUCAAAGCAGUGUGUUAGAUAAGAAGUUAGGUAAUGAGAGAAAACAAAGACGCAAGAAAGGUGGGAAAGUAAAAAGGAAGGGUACAAGAGAUCUGAUAGGUAAAAAAUCAUUAGGGAAAAGUUUGAGCAAGUAG